AUGCCAAAGGUACCCAAGACUCGCCGCCAACCUCGCCGAGGUCCAAUCCGGGUUGCGGCCCCCCUAUCGCCGCCAGCAAGCCAGAAUAUAAAUAGAACAAUUUCGAAUACAUCUGAUACCGCUGCCGGUUCUCUGCCAGUUUCAUCUGCGGCACAAGCUAUAGACCAUGAGGAUGGUGAAGGUGCAAGACUCCUCAAGCAAGCAGAGACACUUGCAACCAUGAGUGUUGAAGUGAAUCUCCGCGCUCUCUCGACACUUGCGUACAAACUUCAAGAUGAUGUCAAAAGACUCGUGCUUCGUACUUCCGACGAUCAAAACUUCCGACGUGAGAACGAAGAAAGACUAACCAGAAUAAUGUACGAAGUACAAACCGUCAAGUCGUUCAUGGCUCCUCUACAAGGCCUACCACCAGCCACCCGAGCCGACAUCGAUAGGUUACAGCAGGAGAUGAGAGAAACUUCUACCAAGUGGCACAAGCAAAUCGAAGAUGUGGAAGUCAAACUGGAUGCGCUAUCGGAGGGAAUGAAGCAGCCCCCCAAGCCAGUUGUUACGAAGGCAGUCGGUCCAGAACCGAUUACACCUGAUACUACUGGCAAAGAGACACGUGCGAUGCAGAGAGCAAAGGCAGAGCUUCAGCCAAGUAUCCAAAAGCAACAAACUUCCUCUCGUUCGUCAACUCCCGAGUCACGCAUUCAAGACGCUAUCGACUCUACAAAACGGUGGAAUCGCGAGCAUAAGACUACGAAGUUGAGAGACGGCCACUUUAUCCUUUCUUAUUUCAGGAAGCAGAAACAAAGAGACGCCGAGCUAGCCGGAAUACUCCAACGGACACUUCAAAGACGGGUGACAAACAAGGUCAAAUCUAGAUUUGAUCCUCAAAGUCUAGAAGAGCUCAGCCAGCAUGCUUUAUGGGCAGAUAUCAUAGAUAUGGCAACGGAAGUUCUGGUUGUCAACAAGUUAAAGACUGCGCAGUUACUGAGUCGAUCAUGA
Molecule: messenger RNA, 990 nt
Organism: Fusarium graminearum PH-1
Lineage: Eukaryota; Fungi; Ascomycota; Sordariomycetes; Hypocreales; Nectriaceae
Exons: 2
Coding region: 1-990 (329 amino acids)
Source: RefSeq, a predicted model, not a curated record